GAUAGCCUGGUGGUGAGGUGGACGGCUGAGAUCGCUUAAGGAGCACUUCGUUUUCUCCUCAUCGAUCUCUCCAGCCUCUCCGCCGCGCGCCGCCGCCACCGCCACCGCCGCCGCCGCCGACGACGAGUCCCUCUUCCCUUCCUCUCCUGUCUCCUCGCCAGCCUUCCUACUGGCCACACGGCCUCGACGGUCUCCUCUAAGGAUGGAGGGAGAGGAUGAAGAGAGGCAGCAUUCUGCGGGGAUUCGCGGCUGCGCAGGUGUGGCAGCAGCGGGCGGGCUUGAGCGAGACGAGGGAAAGCGGGGAGGUGGGGGGGGGGCACCGUCGGAUGGGAAGAUCGAGAAGCUGAGCGCGGAGGAGCGAGUCGCCGCAGUCCUUCACCACCUGGUCGGCGCCGUCGAUGGACAGGUGGACAUUCACUGCUUCCCGAUGGGGUACCUACCAACCCGUCUCGAGGUCGGCAUCCCGGCGGCCCGGUCACCCCUCAGCACGCCGGCAGACUGAGCGGUUGAGAUAUAUUCACACUAUCAUUUGGAGCUCCCUGCUUUAUUAGAUGGCCAGCAUGCUCAUGUUGGGUUCCCCCCUGGACAACAGCUGCAAUAGUUAUCAAUGGUAAACAAUAUAUACUUCCUGUGAUUUAUUGCUUGAAGUCCCUACAGAUGGAAUGUCAUUUGUAGCAAGAAAACUAUAUGAAUAUGAGAGGAUGAUAUCAAGUCCCUUAGGUGCCUUAUAUGAGAUCUCAAAGAAUUUGAUGGAUAUUAGAUUUUUUUAAUGGAAAGGGUAUUAGAUUUAAGGGUGGAGAUUUGUCUCUUGAAACUGCAAAACUUAUGAUCCUAUUUGAUGAAAGUGGAACUCCGUGCAAUAGUUAUUGCUAUUAGAGGAAUGAUGAUUGUUUCAUUGUUGAGGAGUUAAUGUUGUCGGCAAUUUUGUCAGCUGCAGAAGUUAUAUCCAGCGCAUUCCCAAAUUGGUGCAUUACUCGGUAGGCACCCCGAGCCUAAUUUAUGUAGGUCUCGAGAGUUUGAGGCGUUUGUGCCAAAAAUGGCUUUGAAUUGGAUAGUUCAUCAUCUGGUCAACUUCACCUUUCACUUUCCAGAAUGAAGGAGAAGUUAAAAGAUGAUCCUGUUUUGUUUAAUAUUAUCAUGUUUUAUGCUUCAAAGCAAAAGCGGCCAGCAUAAUUUUUUUUUGCACAGCAGACAUGAUAAGCAGGAGGGAUGAUUGGACUCACUAGUCACCAUGCAUUAUCUGUCCCUCUAUGUACACAUUUCACAUCACCACUUUGAAUAUAUCCUGAUAUAAUUGUUCACAGAACACUGAAAUGCAGUAAUUGAGGCUGAAAGAUGUAUCUGAAACAAAGGAGAUCUCUCUUAGGCCAAAACGAAUUCAACAUUGCACCUUGUGAGAUUAUACGUGGAUGCUUUACAUGCCUCCAAUUUAGUAAGGAUGCUGCUGAAUCCAAAGAAAGGAGCGAAGCAUUGUCUGCUGCAGCUAAGAAGUUUAAGCUCCCUUCCUCUGAAAAUCUUGGAGAGAUUGCUGAACAUUGCAACGAAAGAAAGUGCGCCGGCCAUUGUGCAGAAGAAGCUGGUCAGAAGCUCUACAUGUGGACACUUAUAAAGAGGAAAGAGCUCCUUGUUGCCGAUGCUAUAGUUCUGGGGCUCAGAACAAAGUUCAUGUACGUUUAUGUGCCCAAACUAACGAUGGAACGGAGGAUACAUUAUGAUGAAGUUGAGAGCCUAUCUAUUGAGUGCUUGGAAGCCACUGGAAUGUUGGUGCUUGAAGCAUGCAGGAACAGGCCUCCUCAAAGGAGGGGAAAUCAAGUGAACUGGUGAAGUAUAGAGCUUUUGAGGAAGUCAUCAUGGUGAUGAACCCAUGAAGUUGCUUUGGUGGUUAUUUGGUUAACCCGUCCGAAUUGAUGUUAUCUGAAGAAAAUGAGAAAUCUGGAGCAACAGAAGCUGGUUGUGACACUGCCAAGUCAGUUUUGCUGGGUGAUGAAGCCGUGAAUGCUCUAGUUGCCCUGGCUGUCCUGCCUCCGGUGAUACAAUUACUCGAGCGAAGUUCCUGUGGCUCUUCAUGCGACUCUGCGGUGGACACUGGAGUUUUUACAUUCUCUUUGGUGAACAACAGUAAUAAAAAUGAUAGAAGAGUAGCAUUUAAAAGUUCCUUCAGAGUUCAUCAAGCAAAUAUCAACUUAUAGUGUUGUAGAUGUUCCAUUGACCUCAAUGUCAAGUAGUCUUCUUUUUUACUUCAGGCCACUUGACCAAGUCCCAGAUUCAGUUUUGACAGAAGAAAGACUCUGUAUCGGUGAUGUAUUUGUCAGUUGAUCCUUCAUCAGCUUGUCCGGAGCUACCUGCAGUUUUUUUUAUAGUGGUGAACUCUUACACAUGUUUGUCAUGUUGCUUUGUUACUCUGGUGAAGAAGAAAAAUAGUAUUGAAGUUUCAUUUGAA
Molecule: messenger RNA, 2440 nt
Organism: Oryza sativa Japonica Group (Japanese rice)
Lineage: Eukaryota; Viridiplantae; Streptophyta; Magnoliopsida; Poales; Poaceae
Source: RefSeq, a predicted model, not a curated record